Messenger RNA from Arxiozyma heterogenica, 1824 nucleotides. It is a transcript of the gene GAA1, whose product is annotated as GPI-anchor transamidase subunit GAA1. Bases 1 to 1824 code for a protein of 607 amino acids. Lineage: Eukaryota; Fungi; Ascomycota; Saccharomycetes; Saccharomycetales; Saccharomycetaceae. Gene Ontology annotation, biological process: attachment of GPI anchor to protein. The transcript has a single exon. The record is from RefSeq and is a predicted model, not a curated record. Gene Ontology annotation, cellular component: GPI-anchor transamidase complex; membrane.
AUGGGGUUAGUGGAAACAUUUCAAAGAAAAGCCGCCAAAUUAGGUCUUUUCCCAAAACUUAUACGACUUUUGCCCAUAUUCUCACUAAUUACUACCAUUAUUAGUAUAAUUUUACUUUUAAUAUUACCACUUGAUGGACAAUACAGGAGAACAUAUAUCUCUGAAAAUGCCUUAAUGCCAUCACAGGCCUACAGCUAUUUUAGAGAAUCCGAAUGGAAUAUUUUAAGAGGUUAUAGGACACAAUUACAAUCAUUUAGUAAUAAUAGUAACUUUGAAGACAUUUCCAAUCAAUUUGCACAGAAAAUAACUACAUCUGAAGAAAGAUUUAGGACUAUUGAAUCCUGGUUGAAUGAAUUCGGUGUCAAAACGUCUAUAUAUCGUAAUAAUGCUACUGGUGAUACAUUAUAUGGUAUAUUACAUGCCCCAAGGGGUGAUGGCACGGAAGCAAUGGCUCUUUGUGUACCCUGGAAAAAUAGCAAUGGUAAUCUAAAUAUUGGUGGUACUGCUUUGGGUAUUGCUUUAACUAGAUACUUUUCAAGAUGGCCAAUUUGGUCCAAGAAUAUAGUCAUUGUUUUCAGUGAGAACCCUAAACAAGCAUUAAGAGCAUGGGUGGAAGCUUACCACACUUCUUUAGAUUUAACUGGAGGUUCUAUCGAAGCUGCUAUUGUUUUAGAUUAUCCUAGUGUCAAUGAUUUUUUUGAUUAUACCGAGAUACAUUAUAACGGAUUAAAUGGUGAACUACCAAAUUUAGAUUUAGUUAAUAUUGCAGUUUCUAUUACUCAACAUGAAGGUAUGAAAGUAUCGUUACACAAUUUACUAAAGGAUGAAGUAGAUGAAAAUAAUUAUUGGUCAAGACUGAAAUUGAUUCUCUUAGGUAUCAAAGAUUCAACUCUAGCUGGGGUUAGAAAGGUCCAUGGAAAUGAAGCAUUUAGUGGUUGGAGAAUUCAAUCCAUUACUUUGAAAGCAUGUGGCGACAGUGGUAAUAUUGAUAUAACUACCUUUGGACGUAUUACAGAAGCAAUGUUUAGAUCAGUUAAUAAUUUAUUAGAAAAAUUUCAUCAAUCAUUCUUUUUUUAUAUAUUAUUAACUCCUAAAAACUUUGUUUCUAUUAGCAGUUACUUACCAAGCGCUGUAUUAUUAUCAAUUGCGUAUGCUUUAGCUUCAAUAAAUUCGAUAUUAAAUACAAAUAUAUCCUUUAAUAGUUACCCAUCAUGCUCUAUCAUUGCAGGAAUUGUUUGGCUAAUCUGUAUAAUAGGAACUUUCAUAAUUGGCCAUGUGAUGCUUUAUGCCACAAGUACUUUCAGUUUUGUCCUAUUAUUAAUUGGCAAUAUAACAAUAGUCAUGUCCCCUCUAGUGUUUUCAAAAUUCACUUAUAUUAAAGAACCAAUAAUACAAAGAACAAAAGCCCUUGGAUUCCUAUUCUUUAGUUUAAGUCUUACAUCAUUAUUGAUGUUAAACUUUUCGUUUUCUUUUGUUCUAGGUCUUCUAGCUUUCCCAAUGACAUUAGUACAGAUUGUUAGUAUUCAUGAUAAGACUAGUAUGUCUAAAAUACAAAUCAAAAAUAUGCUAUUCCUUUUAGUAUCGAAUCCAUUUAUAUCUAUAUUAAUUUUUACUACUAUAUUCGAAAGUGAAAAUUUCAAAGGUUUAGAAGUGUUUCCAGCAUUAAUAUCAGCAUGGAAGGACCUGAAUUGUUGGUCUUGGUUUGUACUUUGUGUAUCCUGGUGGCCCACUUGGUUAUUGACAGUUUUCUCCACAAUGACUACUAUACCAAUACCAAUUGUUACAAAUGAUUCUGAAGAUAUAGAAAUUAAGAAAGAUAAAUGA